AUGGCUCCUUCAACAACAACAACAACAACCCCCAACCAAGACGCUCCCGCCAGCAAAAGCAAAACCGUCAGCAUGGAAGAAUCAAAACUAAGCCCGCUCGAAAAGGCCGAACUGUCCCUCGCAGACAAAUACAGCUCCCCAGACGUGUACAUCAACGGCGAAAAGGACACCUGCUGGCACCCAUGGAUGGAAAACCUGGAACUUAAGCCCCUGCGCUUCGAAACACGCUCCGGCACAUUUGUCGUCGUGCUCCGCAGCUCGGAGGACACCUGGCUCGGUAAACAUCGGCAUCGCGGGACUGUUACGGCUGUAACAGUUAGUGGGGAGUGGAAUUAUAAGGAAUACGACUGGGUUGCCAAACCAGGCGACUAUGUCGUUGAAAACCCCGGCACUAUCCACACGCUGCACAUGAGCAAAGGAGCGGAGGUCGUGUUCACCAUCUCAGGGAGCCUGGAGUUCUUCAAUGAUGACGAUACCUUGAAGAAUACGAUGGAUAUCUUUAGCUAUGCGCAUUUGUAUUAUGAGCAUUGCAAGAAGCAGGGAUUGAAGCCGAAUGAUGGGCUUUGUAUUUUGACACCAGAACAUGGUAGUUUAAAGUUCAACCGAGCGCACAUCUUCUUGGGAAUUGGUAUGCGUACGUGGACCGGGUGCCUAACAUGUCGCUCACGAAAGGUGAAGUGUGAUGAGCAUCGGCCCCGGUGCCAUAACUGCGAGAAGUCUCGGGUCCAAUGCAUCUCCAGUGACCUACUUUCUUUUAAACAAUGGCGCAAUCCAUCGCUUAGCCAUACUCCUGGCAAUGGAGGGUCCGGUGUCUUUCAGCCGGACCAUAUCUGGGUGGACAUUAAGCCGAAUGGCGAAUUCGUUGAUGAGACGAACGACAUAACUGCUGAGUAUCAGAAAGUCCUCCCCGAGCACACCAACGGGGUUCCCAGGACCGAUGUCAAUAAAAUUUCGACGGAAGUCGUCUUACCGCAGGAACAGUUGAGAAACUGGAACUGUGCACUCUCGAACAAUCAUGAACGCCCAGUAUCCCCACAUAAUAGGCUGGCUUCUCUAUCAGACGAAUACCCUGCCACCCCUGGUGAUUCACCGGCUACGCCCAGUUCGGCGGAGCCUGUCACCGAGACCGCGAACGACGGAGCUCACGCCCUUCUCUCAAUGAGAAACCACGAUCCAGAUCCCAGCUUUACAGUCUCUAGCUCUUCGCAGUGUUUAUCUGAGCACUCGUCCGAGGAAUGGACUCCGAAUACCAUAGCCUCGCCCAUAGGAGUGGGCGUGCUCGCGCCCUCAGACGAGCUCGCCCCUCCGGGACUGCUAACCUCCAAGGUAGAAGCAGACCUGCUCCGCAAAUUCAGCACGGAAGUAGGAACAUGGAUGGACCUCUCUGACCUCUCUGAAACAUUCGCUAAGAAAGUCUGCCGCCUCGCGGUGAAAGACCCACUCCUCAAAGCAGCUAGCAUUGCAUGUGCUGCGAAGCAACAGUUCCUCAUUGGAAACCUCCAGGACGGCAUGCAGAUUGCGCGAAAGAAUUACGAUACCGCCAUCUCGCUUCUGAUUAAUCGACUGGGCAACCUGGAUCAACCAUUUGCGGAUUACGGGUUUGCUGCCACGGUCAUAUGCUCCUGUUACGAAAUGCUGGAUGCGCCGACUUCGGACUGGCAGAGGCAUCUAGAUGGAGUCUUCUCUUUUGGGAGAGUGCAUCGAGUGAAUGGGUCGUCGGGAGGGAUUGCACAGGCUGGGUUUUGGUCGAUCGCGCGGCAGGAAGUGGUCUGCUCGAUUAUCAAUCGGUCCACGCUGAGACUCGAUCCUGAUUUUUGGGCCGUGGACCUUGAUCAUAUUGGACAGGAAGGCAGCGAGGAUUUGGUGAACAAUCAGGUUCUCACGAUUCUUGCCAAGGUGGUGAAUUUCAUGGCCUGCUCCGAAGGAAGCUCCCUGGCAGAGAGGAAUCAUGAGUGGCAUAAGCUGUGUAGCCUGCUUGAUCAUUGGAGCAGCUCCGUCAAGGGCAAGGGCUACAUGGAUUCGGUUUCUGAGGUUGAGGAGGACGGUCAAGUAUUCCGAACAAUUUGGUUUGCCAGAAGCGUUUGCGCCUCGUCCUGGCAGAUGUUCCACCUGGCCCAGAUCCUGCUCUUGACCACGAGUCCGUACCAGGACUGCAGCUGCGUGCUCGCUUUUCGCAGAAUCGAAACCAAACUCCUCUACCAUGCCAGACAGAUCUGUGGAAUUGCUCAAAGUAAGCCCGAUGGGAGCUGUCGUGUCAAUUCGGUCCAGCCGAUCUAUUACGCCGGGUGUUGUUUUAGCGAUCCCGAUGAGAGGAAAGCGGCGGUCCGACUGUUGGAAGAGAUUGAAGAUGAACUGGGCUGGGCAGCCAAGUAUAGGGCGCGAGAACUCCAGGAAGCGUAUUUAGGCCCAUCCUGA
Messenger RNA from Penicillium lagena, 2415 nucleotides. RefSeq lists its product as uncharacterized. Bases 1 to 2415 code for a protein of 804 amino acids. Gene Ontology annotation, cellular component: nucleus. The transcript is spliced from 12 exons. Lineage: Eukaryota; Fungi; Ascomycota; Eurotiomycetes; Eurotiales; Aspergillaceae. Gene Ontology annotation, biological process: positive regulation of transcription by RNA polymerase II. The record is from RefSeq and is a predicted model, not a curated record. Gene Ontology annotation, molecular function: DNA-binding transcription factor activity, RNA polymerase II-specific; zinc ion binding; transcription cis-regulatory region binding.